Boeremia exigua is the source of this 369-nucleotide messenger RNA. RefSeq names its product cytochrome oxidase c subunit VIb-domain-containing protein. Lineage: Eukaryota; Fungi; Ascomycota; Dothideomycetes; Pleosporales; Didymellaceae. Gene Ontology annotation, biological process: mitochondrial respiratory chain complex IV assembly. Gene Ontology annotation, cellular component: mitochondrial intermembrane space; respiratory chain complex IV; mitochondrion. The record is from RefSeq and is a predicted model, not a curated record. The transcript is spliced from 2 exons. The coding region runs from base 1 to 369 and encodes 122 amino acids.
AUGGUCUGGUUACCCUGGAGCUCGGGCGCGACCGAUGAGGGCGGCGUGAAGAAGACUUCCGGCGGCGCCUUCGAAUCGCCCUCGCGCACGAACCGCAAGAAGUGCUACGAAGCGCGCGACACCUUCUUCGAGUGCCUGGACAAGAACAACAUCCUCGACAGCAUAAACACAAGAUCCGGGCGCGAGAAGGCCGAGACCUUCUGCUCGCAGUUCGACAAGGAGUUUGAGAAGAACUGUGCACACAGCUGGGUCGAGUACUUCAAGAAGCAACGAGUUGUCAAUUACCAGAAGGAACAGACUAUCAAGAGACUGGAGUCGCAGGGCGGAGAGAUCACUGCGCCGCAGCUGCCACUGCCGGGCCAGAAGUAG